Penicillium vulpinum is the source of this 342-nucleotide messenger RNA. RefSeq lists its product as uncharacterized. The record is from RefSeq and is a predicted model, not a curated record. The transcript has 2 exons. Bases 1 to 342 code for a protein of 113 amino acids. NCBI's taxonomy places the organism in Eukaryota, Fungi, Ascomycota, Eurotiomycetes, Eurotiales, Aspergillaceae.
AUGACGUACAACCCGUCAUCUACGCUCCAAGUAGACAUACGCCUUUUCGGACGGAUAAUCACUGACAAAGAGGGUGUGGUGGUCACUACGGUUUUCAUUGUUUUUUUUUACGCCCUGCUCGAACGGUUCCUACGGUAUGGACCAGUGGGCGUGAAGAAGGGCAAGAAAAUGCGCAGAAACGUGUGGAACCCCUCCUACGAGGACCGUGAGAUCUCUGUUGAAAAUCUCGUCCUCGAAUUUCGCUCGGCUCAGACAGGGCCACCAUUCCCCCCGAUAAUAUCGGAUACCAAGCGUGGGCGAGGAAACAUCAAGGCAGACGUCAGUCGAGUGGUGAGCAGAUAG